AUGGAAAGUGGGACAUUUGUGGUUGAUGGCAAGAUCAAGGUUACGGAACUCAAAGGCUUCAACUGGGAUAUAGAACUUAACAAACGGGAACAUCACACAGACAAGUACUAUCAUGAUGAACUCAUCACAAGGAGGGGCCAGCCUUUUAGGGCCAGGAUGGUCAUGAGCCGACCCCUAGACCAGAGGGAGAAAGUUACCUUCACAGUUUCAACAGGUCCAAAUGCCUCUGAAUCAGCCCGGACCAAAGCCAUGUUUCCUUUGUCUACUGGACCCACCAAUAACGCCUGGAGUGCGAUAAUCGUGUCCAACAAUGGCAACUCAAUAACUGUCAACAUAAUCAGUCCAGUCAAUGCCCCUAUUGGUCGAUACACACUCAGCCUCGAGAUUUCCUCUCAAAAUGGGCGCACCUCCGUAGUUCUGGGGACAUGGAUUCUACUGUUUAACCCUUGGCAUCAAGGGGAUGCUGUGUACAUGAUGAAUAAUGCAGAGAGAGAAGAAUAUGUAGAAGAAGAUGCUGGCAUCUUAUACGUAGGGAGUGUGAAUCGAAUCAGCAUGGUUGGCUGGAAUUUUGGUCAGUAUGAGGAAGAUAUCCUGAAUAUUUGCCUCACAGUCCUGGACCGGAGUCUCAAUUUCCGCCGUGACCCCGUCACCGACGUGGCCCGAAGAAAUGACCCGAAAUAUAUUGGCCGUGUGCUGAGUGGCAUGAUCAAUGGCAACGACGACAGCGGUGUGCUCUCUGGGAACUGGAGUGGGGAUUACUCUGGCGGCAAGGACCCCAGAAACUGGAACGGCAGCGUGGAGAUCCUGAAGCAGUGGAAGAAAAAUCGUUUCCAGCCUGUCCGCUUUGGCCAGUGUUGGGUCUUUGCUGGGACCCUGAAUACAGUGCUUCGAUGUUUGGGGAUUCCUGCCCGGGUGAUCACCAACUUUAACUCGGCCCACGACACGGACCGCAGCCUGACCGUAGAUGUCUACUACGACUCUCAGGGAAACCCACUGGAGAGAGGCAGUGACAGCGUUUGGAACUUCCAUGUCUGGAAUGAAGCCUGGUUUGUUCGAGUUGACUUGGGCCAAGUAUAUAAUGGAUGGCAGGUUUUGGAUGCAACCCCACAGGAGAGGAGUCAAGGAGUGUUCCAGUGUGGCCCUGCUUCCGUCGUGGCCGUCCGGCAAGGUGAUGUGAACUAUGAUUUUGACAUGCCCUUUGUGUUUGCCGAAGUGAAUGCUGACUCUAUCACUUGGAUGGUUAACCCCGAUGGAAGCAGCAGGCGAAACUCCACCAAAACUGACUCGGUGGGCAAGUUCAUCAGCACGAAGGCUGUGGGCAGCAACUCUCGAGUGGACGUCACAGACAAAUACAAGUAUCCUGAAGGUUCCAAGCAAGAGAGGGAUACGUUCCGGAAGGCUUUGCAGAAGCUGAAGCCGGACUCUGGGAGUUUCGGUGCCACAUCAUCUGAGACAGGAAGGUCAGAGGAGAAGCCCUCCAGCAUCUCUGGGAAAUUCAAGGUCAAUGGCACCCUGGAAGUGGGGAAAGAGGUCAACCUGGACCUGCAGCUUAAAAACAAGUCAAGCGACUGGAAGACUGUGACAGUGAACAUGACAGCCUGGACUAUUGUGUAUAACGGGACCCUGGUACAUGAGGUGUGGAAGAGUUCCUUCACAGCUUCUCUGAACCCUCAAGAAGAGGCAGAGUACCCGGUAAAGAUCUCAUACUCUCAAUAUGAAAACUUCAUGACGGCAGACAACAUGAUCCGUGUCACUGCUGUGUGUCAAGUCGAAGAUGAGGCUGAGGUAGUGGUGGAGAGAGACGUCAUUUUGGACAACCCUGCCAUCACUAUGGAGUUACUGGACCAGGCCAGAGUGCAAACUCCCGUAAAUGUGCGGGUUCUGUUUGCCAACCCCCUGGAUAUGCCAGUGGAUAAUUGCGUGCUCACAGUGGAAGGCAGCGGUCUCAUGCGAGGGAACCUCAGGAUUAAGGUGCCGUCCCUACGCCCCAAGGAGCGCUCCAACUUCAAGUUUGAGAUCACCCCUCUCAAGAGUGGCACCAAACAGCUGGUCCUCGACUUCUCCUGCAGCAAGUUUACAGCUGUCAAGGCCUUCAUGUCUGUGGAUGUGGCCGAAUGA
Gracilinanus agilis (Agile Gracile Mouse Opossum) is the source of this 2118-nucleotide messenger RNA. It is a transcript of the gene TGM3, whose product is annotated as transglutaminase 3. The coding region runs from base 1 to 2118 and encodes 705 amino acids. The record is from RefSeq and is a predicted model, not a curated record. Gene Ontology annotation, biological process: peptide cross-linking. The transcript has 13 exons. Gene Ontology annotation, molecular function: protein-glutamine gamma-glutamyltransferase activity. NCBI's taxonomy places the organism in Eukaryota, Metazoa, Chordata, Mammalia, Didelphimorphia, Didelphidae.